AUGGAAUAUUUUGAAACAAAUCCACAAGAUAUAAAUAGUAUAGAAGAUGAAGAAGAAGAAGAUGAGAUUGGAAUAGAUAGAAUAGAAGAAAUGAUAGAAGAUAAAUUAUCAGAAAUUAAAGAAGGGAAUAAAAUACAAAAAGUACAUCAUCAAAUCUUCUUUUAUUAUAAUAGUUUGAAUAUAGUAUUAGGGAAACAAGGAACAGGAAAAACAACAUUUAUAAUGAAAGAAUUAAUAAAAAUGAAUCAUAUAGAACAUUUAUAUGGGGCUAUUAUUUAUGUAGCACAAAAUGCAGGAGAAGAUGAAACAUUUAAACAAUUAAAAGAUUUAAUUAAAACACCAAUAUAUGGAAUGAAUUAUGAGAAAUUUAUGCCAGCAUUAGUGCAAUAUUAUAAACAAGCACGAGAGAAACAUUUAUUAAUUAUAUUAGAAGAU
Molecule: messenger RNA, 435 nt
Organism: Entamoeba histolytica HM-1:IMSS
Lineage: Eukaryota; Evosea; Mastigamoebida; Endamoebidae
Exons: 1
Source: RefSeq, a predicted model, not a curated record